This is a messenger RNA of Lactuca saligna, 2037 nucleotides long. The record is from the annotation of a GenBank genome assembly. Lineage: Eukaryota; Viridiplantae; Streptophyta; Magnoliopsida; Asterales; Asteraceae.
AUGGCCUCCGAUUCCAAACAAAGUAAGUAUUUAACAGUUUAUUUACAUUAUAAUGGUUUAUUCGCACCAAAACCAUUAGUGUACUUGAACGCUGUUGUUGUUUCAAUCUGUGAUGUCGAUUUUGGUGCAAUGGAUUUCAAAGACUUUAACUUGUUCAUUGCAAAGUUGAUUGAAGGCAGUUGUGAUAAUGUAUAUUAUUGCACUAGAAAUGAACCGUUGGCAGAGGGUAUUAGGAGAAUUAGGAAUGAUGCUGACUACUUUGAGUUUAUUGAAACGGGUUAUAGUGAUGAAGCCGGUCUAAGAAUGAAUGUGUAUAUAGACCAGAAAAUGAACCUGUACUUGAUUGGGCUGAUAUGGGAUGAUGAUGAAGGGCAUUAUUCUGAGGAAGACCUGGAUGAUGAUAAAGAUUCACAACUUUCUGAUGAUAUUCCAUAUGAGCAUGAAGCAGAUGAUUACAUUCCUUCUCUUGACAAGACUAUUGGUGAUGAAUUCUUACAUCGGGUGUCAGGUAUGUGUAAGGAUAUAAAUGAUGAGGCUGAAACUGAUGAGGUUGAAACCAAGAAUGGAGAUGACAAACCAGUGUACCCUGUCCAUAAUGAGAACCAGAAAUGGGACAAAAUGGUGCCAAUUCUAGGUAUGAGAUUCUCUAACCCCAUGGAAUUGAAAAAUUGUUUGACUAACUAUGCAGUGAAGAAUGGGUACAACCUUUAUUUUGAGAAAAAUGAUAGUCAGAGAGGCCAACUGUUAGCAGCUAUGGGUAGGGAUGCAAACAACCACAUCUUCCCUAUUGCAUGGGCUGUGGUGGAAGUUGAAAAUAAGGAAACAUGGAAAUGGUUUCUUGACCUCCUUCUGGAUGACAUUGAAAUGGGAAUUGGUCAUGGAUUGACCCUCAUAUCAGACCAACACAAGGGAUUAAUAGAGGCUGUCAAAGAAAGGGUUCCAGCAGCAGAGCAUAGACAAUGUGCUAGGCACAUCUAUGCUAACUUCAAGAAAAGUUUCAAAGGUGAACAAUAUAGGAAGUUGUUUUGGGCAGCAGCUGCUAGUACUACUCAACCAAAAUUUGAGGCAGAAAUGAAUUCCAUAAAAAAAAUUGACCUUUGGCUUAUGAACACCUCAUGGAAAGGGACCCUAAAAGUUGGUGCAGGGCAUUCUUUGAAGUGGACAGGGCUUGUGAUGCUUAUGAGAAUGGCAUAUCAGAAAGUUUCAACUCUAUUUUGGGGUGUUAUACCAUCUGGGAUACAACAAUAUGAAGUUAGGAUUGGAAAUGAUGGAUAUGCUGUGGACCUUAACAACAACACAUGUGGAUGUAGAUCUUGGCAAGUAUCAGAUAUCCCAUGUGUGCAUGCAGUGGCAGCCAUUUCAUACCUCAACAGGAAUGCAGAGGAUUAUGUUGCACCAUGGUUCCAUACAGCCAUGUUCUUGACUUGUUACAACCAUACCAUUAACCCACUUAAUGGUAGUUCCAUGUGGCCUGAAGCUCCCUACAUGAAGCCAUUGCCUCCUCAAAAAAGAAGGUUACCAGGAAGGCCAACCCUUAAAAGGAAAAAAGAUCAAUCUGAGAUGGAAAGCAAGGGGAAAACAAGGCAUACUAUCUCAAAAGCAUGUUUAGUUAAUAGAUGCACUAUUUGUAGAGAAAGAGGCCACAAUAGAUCAACAUGUCCUACUAGACCAGCAGAUGUAGCAUCCACUUCAAGGCCAAAAAACAAGAAACCUAAAAAUGUAAAAAAAGAGAAAGGUAAAGUGGAACCAGUUCAAGUGGAUCCAGUUCAAGCAGAUCUAGUGGAUCCAGUUCAAGUACCAGCUCCACAGGUUGAUCCAGUUCAAGCAGAUCUAGUGGAUCCAGUUGAUGUACCAGCUCCACAUGUUGAACCAGUUCAAGUAGAUGAUCCACAUCCAGAUGUUGAUGUCCCUGCUCAACCAGUUGCAACUAGGCAGAGGAUACGAAAAUACUCAGAAAGAAUUACCAAGAUAGGGUUGAGGAGGAAGGUUUUGAAGAAAGAAGGAAGCACUGGACACAACCCAAUGGUGUUGGAAUGA